Prorocentrum cordatum is the source of this 1193-nucleotide messenger RNA. The record is from the annotation of a GenBank genome assembly. Lineage: Eukaryota; Dinophyceae; Prorocentrales; Prorocentraceae.
GGCCCCCCCGCCGCCCUUGCGCGCGGCAGUCUGGCCGCGCGGCGGGCCGCCCCCCCUCCCCUGGGGCGGGGCGGGCGGGCGGGGCGCCGCGGCCGCGCGGCGGAGAGGCGCGGCCGCGCCCGCCGCCCCCGGCGGGGCCCGCGCCGAGCCCCAGGCCCCCAAGAGCCCUGGCCAUGAACCGGCAGCGGCCGCUCACCAAGGAGCGCCUGUGGGGCAUGGGCUUCGUCCUGGCCGUUCUCGUCGUUGUCUUUGGCAUCCACUCCGCGUUCCUCCUGGUCUGGUGGCCGCGGCUGCAGUCGUGCUGGCCCCUGGCAAUGCUCCUCGUGUACCAUGUGUUAUUCCUGAACCUGCUACUGGCAUUCUACCAGUGCGUGAUGACGGACCCGGGCGUGGUACCGUCCAAUUGGGGCUUCUACAUGGGGGACGAGACGAAGCGACGGAGGUACUGCAAGAUGUGCAACGUGUGGAAGCCCGACCGCACGCACCACUGCGGCGUGUGCAACCGCUGCGUGCUGGACGGUCCGACAUGGAUCACCACUGCCCGUGGAUCAACAACUGCGUCGGUUUCUAUCCAGGGGGGUUCUUCAUCCAGCUGCUGGUCUACGUGUACCUCACGCUGUGGAUGGUCAUCCUAUUCUCGGUGCAGCCACAGUACUGCGACGUCCUGAGACUGACCAGGACGUGGAACGACAGCAGCCGCGAGCAGGACGCAUGGGCGGCGGUCAGGACGGCCAUCGUCGGGGUGGCGUUCGGCAUGUCUGUUUUGUUGGUUUGCACGUUGACCAAUUUCAUCAAGUUUCACAUGAAGUUGGCUCUGGAUAACGUGACGACCAUCGAGAAUCUUGAGCGCGAAGAGGAUCCUGAUACGAAUAGCAUGUCUAAGGGGCUGAAGAGGAGUCAUGUGUGUUUGCGUCCGGCCCAUAUCAUCCGUCUGUUUCGAUCGUUUUCCAUUGGCCUCCGCCCUGCGUGUCAGCCGGUCAUGCAGGUGCUUCGCCGGUGCGCAGUGCACCUGAAGGAACGUCUUGCCCGCUGUGUUUUCGUGGUCUUUGUUGCUGUUUUCUGGUGGGUUGUCCCAGUGGUUCUCCUGUGAUUGUCUCGUGGGUUGUCCCGUUGCUAUCUUCUGUGUUGCCAUACUGGUUGUCCCGUAGGUUGUCCCGUGGGUUGUCCCGCGGUUUUCUUGCUGUUGGGUGGGU